Messenger RNA from Artibeus jamaicensis (Jamaican fruit-eating bat), 2851 nucleotides. RefSeq names its product intercellular adhesion molecule 1 (gene ICAM1). The transcript is spliced from 7 exons. The coding region runs from base 168 to 1751 and encodes 527 amino acids. Lineage: Eukaryota; Metazoa; Chordata; Mammalia; Chiroptera; Phyllostomidae. The record is from RefSeq and is a predicted model, not a curated record. Gene Ontology annotation, cellular component: membrane. Gene Ontology annotation, molecular function: integrin binding. Gene Ontology annotation, biological process: cell-cell adhesion.
CAGGGGAAGGCGCGAGGUUUCCGGGAAGACCGCACCGCCCCUCGCCCCGCGAUGGACCGCUCUAUAAAAGGACCCGUCCGCAGUCCUGGCGCCCAGUCGGCGCCAGCGAACCGACCUGCUCGCCUCCACGUUGCUAGUUUCUCCCUGCCGAGGUCGCUACGGCUCCCAUGGCCAUCGGAUCUCUGCUGCGGGUGCUCCUGGCCCUGCUCGGGGCUCUGCUCCCAGGGGCUGGAAGUGCCAACACAUCAGUGCAACCCCAGGAAGCCAUCAUACCCCAAGGAGGCUCCAUGAACGUGACCUGCCUUGCCACCUGUGAUCAAAAUGCCACUUUGGGUCUGGAGACUCCGUUGACUAAGAGAGUAGUGAACAGGGGGAACAACUGGGUGACCUAUGAACUUAGUGGCAUACAAGACGACAGCUCUCCAAUAUGCUUCUCCAACUGUGGUGCCGAGCAGACCGGAGCUUCAGUAUCCCUUACUGUGUACUGGUUCCCAGAACAUGUGGAGCUCGCACCCCUGCUCCAGUGGCAGCCUGUGGGUGAAAACUUCACCCUACGCUGCAAGGUGAAGGGAGGUGCACCCCGGAGCAACCUCUCCGUGGUGCUGCUCCGAGGGCAGGAGGUGCUGGACCGGUGGCCUGUGGAGGGACAUCCCGCUGAGGUCACCACCACAGUGCUGGCACGCAGAGAGGACCAUGGCGCCAAUUUCUCUUGCCGUACAGAACUGGACCUUCGGACCCAAAGCCUGGGACUGUUCCAGAACACCUCAGCUACCAGGCAGCUCCAAACCUUCGUUCUGCCAGAGAUUGGCCUACGCCUUGCCACUCCCCGAAUCAUGGAAGUGGGUACACAGUCGCUUGUGAACUGCACCCUGGAUGGGCUGUUCCCGGCCUCAGAGGCCCAGGUCUACUUGACACUGAAGGACCGGAGGCUGGAACCCACAGUCAAGUACAGCAGUGACUCCCUCUGUGCCACUGCCUUGGUCAGGGUGAAUGCAGGGGAGGAAGGCAUCCAGCAGCUAAGGUGUACGGUGACGCUGGCAAACCAGAAUCGGAGGACUAUCGAGAAUGUGACCAUCUAUAGCUUCCCAGCUCCCAACCUGACCCUGAGCCAGUCGGAGGUCCCAGAGGGGACUAUGGUGACAGUGGAAUGCAAAGCCCAUCCUGGAGCCGUGGUGACGCUGAAUGGGGCCCUAGCCGGGCCUCUAGGCUCAAGUGCCCAGUUCACACUGAAUGCCAGUGAGGAGGACCACGGGCGUAACUUCUUGUGCUCUGCUGUCCUGGAGGUGAACGGGAUGAAGCUGUACAAGAACAAGACCCAGAAGCUCCUUGUCCAGUAUGGCCCUCGACUAUUCGAAAGUGAUUGCCCGAGAAACUGGACUUUUCAGGAAGGCUCCCAGCAGACCCUGAAGUGCCAGGCCAGGGGGAACCCCACCCCCCAGGUGAAAUGUCACCGGACAAAGGAUAAGGCUUUGCUGCCCAUUGGGGUCCUGAGGACUGUCAUGAGGAAUAUUUCGGGCACCUACAACUGUCAGGCCAGCGGCUAUCAUGGUGUGGUCACCCGUGAAGUGUUUGUGAGCGUGAACUACCAGGACCAGAAUAACACAGUUGUCAUCAUUCUGGUGGCAGCUGCUGUCCUCUUGGCCACUGUGGUCACAGCCGCUUACUUCUAUAACCGCCAGCGGAAAAUCCGGGAAUACAAGCUACAGAAGGCCCAGGAAGCCUGUAACAUAAAGCUGAACACACCCCCCUGAGCCUGCCCCUGGACAGGUGCCACCACCCGUGGCAGUGGGGCUACACUGAACAGUGGUAGGCAUUUGCCAUUCGCUGUCCCCACCUUCCUGGGAUGCUGGAGCACAGGACAGAGGCCUCAGCCAGGGGACAGACAGCACUGAGGGUCGUGGCACCUGCACACUCAGGACUCACAUUGGACUUGUAGUCACAGGACUGAGCCACGACUCCAGGGCAAGGCUAGGGGCACACCUGUCAGUGGUGUCAAAGGCUGACCAGGCCCGAGAGGUGUGGUGGAGACAUGUACCUUCAACAUGGGGACACCCAUCGGGAAAGCACUGAAAUUCCCCCUGCUGCAUGAACUAAGGCCCUAAAGUUCUGAGAGAGAAGUGGCCCUGCCCAGGCAUGGGCAGCAUUGAAACACAAAUUCUUACACCUUCCUCUGACGGAGGCCCCCUCUGGCAGUGCUGCCUACUGACGGGCUCCAGCUCUGGAUGAUGAUAUAUUUAUUCGUUUGUUCUUUUUCCAGAUAUUUAUUAGUACCUUUUAUGUGGGGUGGAAUGGUAAACAAGACAAACAGAAGUUCCUGCCUUCAGGAAACUCUCGGUCUAAUCUCAUUCGGGGUCGUCAGGGGCAGUUUUAUUGCCUAUGCACUGCACAAGAGAGCCUUGUAAAAAGAUCAAGUUGGGUGGAAUCUCCUACUCCAUGGGCCAAACUGCUUUCCCCCAGAAGGGGACUAGCAAAUCGACAAGGUUUAGCUGGUGACAAGCCCAGGGACAACCCACAGGGCUCUUAAUCCCCAGCUCUGGUGCUAACCUCUCCACCCAUACGCAUCUCUGUGAGUGCUCACACUCAGUGGCAUGCCUCAAUGAGUGCCCACUCCCUGACAGCUGAACCAUGGGGUCCCACCCUGGCCAGGGUAGCUCUCAGUUAAUUAGAGCAUCAUCCUGAUACGCCAAGGUUGUAGGUUUGGUCCCUGGUCAGGACACAUAAGAGAAUCAACCAGUGAAUGCAUAAAUAAGUGGAAUGACAAAUUAAUCUCCCUCUUUAUACCCCUUCCUCUUUCUCUCUAAAAUCAAUAAAAUUACAAAUAAACCAUAGGUUCUCAUGAAAGUGUGCCCAA